Molecule: messenger RNA, 297 nt
Organism: Necator americanus (New World hookworm)
Lineage: Eukaryota; Metazoa; Nematoda; Chromadorea; Rhabditida; Ancylostomatidae
Exons: 2
Coding region: 1-297 (98 amino acids)
Source: RefSeq, a predicted model, not a curated record
AUGCGGGUAAUCGCAUCAGGUGAUGACAUCAGCUCACGGAUUAGGCUAGUCAAGUGUAUCAAAGGGUACGACUUUCCUCCAUCUUUCUGGCAACAUACGGAUUGCGCGUUGAAAAAAUUCCUCGUCCUUUUGAGGGAAUCCAAGAAUCGAUCCAUUUUUGGUUUCUUCGUAAGAGGUGAAGUGCUGUUCGACCAGGGCAUGACUCAUCGACCGGAGCGAGUGAUAGUCGAAAGGUAUCUGAUGAAUACAGCAGGUGGCACAGGACAUCUUAUUGAAGCGCCUCUAAAAUUUCCUUAA